AUGUUCUUCCAUCUCCAGUACAUUCAUCUUUUCCGCCCCUUCCUCAAGUACACCCCGAAAGCGUCACCGCUGCCAGCACAUGUAUCUCCCCGCCGUAUCUGCACGUCAAAUGCCAGUGCCAUCUCCAAGUUGAUGCGCCUGUACAAAAAGGUUUACAACCUUCGCCAGAUCUGCAACAUUGCUGUUUACAUGAUCCACUCCGCCUGCACCAUUCAUCUACUUAACCUCCCCGAGAAAACAGCCAAGCGCAACAUCAUUCACGGUGUCAAGCAGCUCGAAGAGAUGGCUGAGGACUGGCUCUGUGCCCGCCGCACUCUCAGUAUCAUCAGUGUCCUCGCACGCAAGUGGGGUGUCGAGCUGCCCGACGAGGCCUCUCAGGUCUUACAGCGCUCUGAUGAGAAGUACGGCACCGUCAGCACGGCCGAUGUCCCGUCUCCAAAUCUGUCUGUGGGCUCCGCCGUUGGUCCCCAUGGGUCCGGCAACUCGCCACAGCACAUCCAAGCCUUUGGAAGCGCAAACGUGGAAGGUGGUGGCGGUACCUCUCCCUCGGCAGCUGCGCGCAAUGCGGCAGUGAAGUCGGAGCAGCUUGUCGCUGGUAGCCUGGCCAUCACGGCCAUGCCGGGUCUGCUGGAGCAAUUCUCUCAACAGUCACCGACGUACCAGGAUUUUUCAACACCGGGCGUCACACCAGAGUACCUCAGCGGCCUCCCAAAGGCGAACUCUCCCAUAGCCGGCGCCGUCGCUCCUGUUUCGAAGCAGCCGUCGUAUUCGCAGAACACGGCCGGCCCUUCUGGCGGGCCGUCGGCUGUAUCUGUAGGCGGUUCUGUGCCCAGUGUUAGUACCUGGUCUAUGGACCCUGCUGUCACGCAGUCCAUGCAGGGCUAUGAACAUGCACAAUUGGCAUACCAUCAGCCGACGUCGCAGCCGGACAUGCCGUCCAACAUGUACGGUGUCGACGGGCAGGACUGGUUCUUGAAGGAGGGCGUCAGCUGGCAGCACAACUUUGAGACGUGGGGCUUCCCCCAGCAACGACAGCAAGGACCCGUGUCCCCAACCAACCCGCAGCAACAGCAGCAACAACAACAGCAAUCAGAUCGUGUACGGCAAGCACACCCGCAACAGCAAAUGUCGCGGUCGCGUAACCACACCCCGACGAGCACGGAAAACAACAGUACGCCCAUCUCGGACAGCAGUUUGUUUAUGUUUCGGGGCCCGCAAGGCUCCGAUCUCGAUAUGACUUUUGACGGUCUAGCUACGACGGGCGGAAACCUGGAUGGACUUGGGCCUGUCUAG
Messenger RNA from Sporothrix brasiliensis 5110, 1293 nucleotides. RefSeq lists its product as uncharacterized. NCBI's taxonomy places the organism in Eukaryota, Fungi, Ascomycota, Sordariomycetes, Ophiostomatales, Ophiostomataceae. The record is from RefSeq and is a predicted model, not a curated record. The transcript has a single exon. Bases 1 to 1293 code for a protein of 430 amino acids.